Molecule: messenger RNA, 1089 nt
Organism: Trichobilharzia szidati
Lineage: Eukaryota; Metazoa; Platyhelminthes; Trematoda; Strigeidida; Schistosomatidae
Source: the annotation of a GenBank genome assembly
CCCGUGCAAACUUUAUGGUCGUAUGUGCUACCGAGAAUUCUUUUGUGCAGAAUCAAAUGUCGACUACAAAUCAGCUAAGCAACCCAGUAAAACGUGGCUCAUAUUCAGCUUAUAGUAAAGGUCAAACACAAUCACCUGGUCAAUCACAGCAGCAACACCACCAAUCUCAACAGCAGCAGCAACAACAACAAGUAUGGCCGUCAUCAUUACCACCGGGUUGGAAGCGUGAAGAGUGUAUGCGACCAAAUGGUUUAUGCACUGGGAAAUCAUAUGUUUACUACAUUAGUCCUCAAAAUCAAAUUGUUCGUAACAAACAAGAAAUGCAAACUAUCUUAGGUGACAGUUAUGAUAUUGGUUUGUUCGAUUGGAGAUUAGGAAAAUUCACACUGAAUCGUCGAACUAAGCAAUCUGAAGAACAGGCAACAGACGCUUCCUCAGCUAAAGCCCCACGUGUAGAUAAUCAGCCUCUGCUUUCAAAGAGACGAUGUCCAUAUCCAAUACAUGAAAUCCAACCUGUUAUGGUCCGAUCUUAUCCGGAAUGUAAACGAAUAGAUGGGGAAAAUGAGAAUCUAGAAUCACCUCGUCAAUUAUUUUGGGAGAGACGGUUGGCUGGUAUUGCGGCCGUUGAUUCUGAAACCGGUGAACCGUUUAAACCAAUCUCUUUGCCUAGAGGAAUUCAGAGUGCUGGAGCACCUGGUUAUCAAUCUACUCAAUUGCUUCAAAGUUUAGUUCAUGCCUUGUCAAAUCAAAAUAAUCCAGUCAUUGGUCAGGAACAAGAUCCUUCAGAUAUUGAGAAUGAUCCAUGUGCCACGCUAAAUCACUCGCAACCAAUGAUUAAAACAUUCAUUGUAACUGAUGAUGAUAUACGCCGACAAGAAGCACGUGUAAAGGAGUUACGAAGAAGACUGGCGAUGGUCAGGCGUAAAUUUGAUCCAAGAUAUGAAGCCGAACGACAAGGUUGAUAUAAACAAAAGCGCUGCAUAAAAUGACAAUUUUAUUGUCUUUAUGUGUUCUGUUCUCUGUUAAUGCGCUUGUUGUAUUAUAUAUUGUCAUUGUUGUUGUUGUUAUAUAAUCCUGUUCUUAUGCCCA